ACACCAAAUGUCAUGUGUUCCAUUUUAAAUAUGCCAAAUCGAAGAAAUUUCGCGUAAAACUAUUACCGGUAUUUCAGAAGUGUUUGCUGAAAAAACAUGUACUCUUCCUUCUAUGGCAAAUGCUGUGGCGUACCCCACUUAGCUCUUUUUGAAAGUUUUCGCAAAGUAGAAAAUGAACAGCCUGCACCAGGAGGAGAGGCUGUGGCAAUGAUUUUAAUCAUCCCAACGAAAAUCUGGUUGAUAUUAGAUGGACAAAAACUAGAAGAAACUGAUAACAUAUGGGCCGCGACACAACUGCUCAUUUCGGCUUUAUUUAUAUUUUAUCGAAAAUACUCUUCGCAUACGGCAUGUACACGGGAAUUUUUGCAUAUAUGUAUUACAAAGUUAAAGAAAAGUGAUAGGUGAUAAGCCGCUGCAAUCGUUUCUCAAACAUUCCGAAGUAUUGAUAAUAUAAUCACUAAACUUCCGCCCAAAAUGUUGAAUAAUAUUCGUUUAUUUAUUCUGUUACUGUGUGUGUGUGUUACGAGGUUAACGGAAAGUAAUACGUAAUAAGCCGUUCCAAUCGUUUCUCAAACAUUCGGAAGUAUUAAUAAUUAUUGUAAAAGUAGUUUGAUUCAUGCGAAAUAUGAUUAGUCCGUGCUUCUUAUGGCUGUAUAAAAAUAAGGCAUUUAUUAUUCUGAAUAUAAAAACACAAUAAACUUUUUGGUUAAAAAAGUUCGUCUAUUUAAUACGGAUCGUCUUUUUUUGCAUAAAAAAACUUCGAUUG
Messenger RNA from Belonocnema kinseyi, 766 nucleotides. RefSeq lists its product as uncharacterized. NCBI's taxonomy places the organism in Eukaryota, Metazoa, Arthropoda, Insecta, Hymenoptera, Cynipidae. The record is from RefSeq and is a predicted model, not a curated record. Bases 97 to 405 code for a protein of 102 amino acids. The transcript has 3 exons.